Molecule: messenger RNA, 1700 nt
Organism: Drosophila mauritiana
Lineage: Eukaryota; Metazoa; Arthropoda; Insecta; Diptera; Drosophilidae
Exons: 2
Coding region: 210-998 (262 amino acids)
Source: RefSeq, a predicted model, not a curated record
CACUCGCUGUCAGGCCCAUAUCAUAUUAAGCGAAACUAAAAUUAAUUUGGGAGAAAGUUUAUUUCAUGCCAUAAUAGAAAGCCACAGAAACCCAAAACCAAAAGUCAAAAUUCACUUUAUUGUCAUAUAGACCCUGUUCACUUUCCUACAAUUAUAUUUCUCACGGAACACACAAAUCCCCAUUGGUAUCAAAUCGCGAGGUGAACGCCAUGUCAGCUUGGAAGAUAGCCCCGUGUCGAGCACCGGGUCUCCCCAAAUUGGAAGAGCAGGAGGAGAGCGACCUGCUGUCCAGCGGCAUAGAUUCCAGCGACGCAGAGGAGGAGACCGAUCUGGAUGCCGCCUACGAUGAGCUGGAGGCGAUGAAGCAGCGCCUGAUCGCACUGCGUAAUAAGAUAAUAGUCACAAAUCCAGAUGCGUGCCAGGAUCUGAAGGUUCGGGAGCUCUGGAGCACAGGGGGCGGGGAACUGCAGGAGUUGCGUGACCAGAAGUGCCAACUUAUUUGCCGACUUCAAGAGGUAACCCAACACCUGAAGGACUCGCAAAAUGAGCUCAAGGAACUGGAGGGUUGGCGUUGCCACCUCCAGUCCCGCAUCCAUCAGGCAAAGCGGCAGCUUAGCCAGUUCGGGGACUUCAAACUGAAGGUCAUCCACCAGUUUGGGCUGUGCCUCGAGCGUUGGGAACACCAGAAGACAUGCAAAGUGGACUACACCACCUACCGCAAGGAAAUGGAGGCCCACAUCCUUCACGCGGACAACGUCCGACAGAGCGUGGUGCACCAAAAGUGCCACAAGUCCUACAGACGCCGCAUCCGCUUCGAGCUCAUGCUGAUCCGCGUUUUCCUGCACAAUCUCUUCGAGGCGAUGGUCAACGACUUUAAGUUCUUCAGCCGUCACAUGAGCAUUAACUUCUCCAUUGGAUCCAUCCCUGGCACAGACCCCACAGCUCCGGAAACUCCAAUCAACACUGUUUCUUCUUCCGACCAGGAGAGCCGCAAAUAAAUGCUCCAGCAAUUAAUGCUUUAAUUUACAUUUUAUUUUCGCGGCCCCUCUGCUUGUAAUGGCCUGGGAAAUGUCGCCCAAUUAAGGUUAUUGAGGUUCCGCGGACCUAAUGGCCCUUUUGUGGCCAAUAAUUACAAAAUUUCAACUCGAACGGAACAGUCGCGGCCAUCAUUAAAGCCUAGCUAUCACGGACUUUCCGGUUGCCUAAUCCGACUUUCGACGUCAGCCAAAUGUGCUGGCAUUCCCACCAGGAUAAGAUGGCUAAAUACGAAACGGCAUCAGAUAAAAACAAAAGCAGAUUUGUCUUUCCCCAUCCGCGCUGCGAAUCGAGGCAAUCCGCACCACACACUGAAACCGAACGGAGCUAAGCUGACUGCCUCGGGCUGAAGGCCAGCAGCCAAGGCUGAAAUCCUUAUCCUGCUCCUGCUCCAACUCCUGCUCCAUUUCCUAUUCCAGCUCCAUAUCCUUUUCGGAGGUUUUCGAAAUGCGUAAAAACUCAAUUGCUGCGCAUUUGACGAGGAGGUUGGCGAAGGGGGCUGGAAUCCGGGAUCGACAUGGGUCCCGGGUUGAGUGAGAUGCUAGAUAACGCCGAAAUGGAAUGGCGGGGAAUGGUCUCCGCUGGCGAAAACGAAUUUAUUGGAGUCAUGUGCUAAUGCCAAUGCCAAAUUGCAAGGUUACAAGCGUUUAGAGGCUGACUGCUUU